UCUGGAACGAACCCCACAAGAACACGCAGAAGCUGUUCUCGACUCUUCGUUUUCCUUCGGUUUCCCAAAAACAAAAUCCCUUCAGCUUUCCGUCUGCUCUCGAAACAGUUUCACCCUGUCUACUGAAUUCGGUUUUCUCCAAUGUCCGGCGUUUCGAUUGCUCGGAUUCGGGGAGAUAAUCGGUUCUACAACCCGCCAGCUGUACGACAACGGCAGCAGCAGCAGCAGCGACAAAAGCUACAGGAAGAGAAGCAUCAGAGGCAGUCGGUGGACUCAGACGACUGUGCGACUUCAUACAGUUCUGGUUCAGGUCGGGAAGUGGUGAGCAAUGCUACGAAUUUGGAUCGGUUUUUGGAGUACACCACACCUGUGGUUGUGGCCCAGUAUUUUCCGAAGACAAGUGUGGAGGGAUGGAGGACUCGUGAGUCAGAAUUACAUCCGUACUUUGUGCUUGGAGAUUUAUGGGAAUCUUUCAAGGAGUGGAGCGCUUACGGUGCGGGUGUUCCUCUUGUGUUGAAUGGGAGUGACUCUGUUAUCCAGUACUAUGUUCCUUACUUGUCCGCUAUUCAGCUCUAUGUUGACCCAUCAAAGCCCUCAACGAGAAUAAGGAGGCCUGGUGAUGAGAGUGAUGCAGAGUCAUCGCGGGAGACAAGUAGCAACGGCAGCAGUGAUUAUGGAACAAAAAGAGGAUUUAACAAUGUUCCUUAUAGUGCUUUAAGUUGGCAGAAUGCUGCAGAUGUAAAUGGCCAUGGUUGGAAUAAAACCUUACCGAGAAAUAAACCCUUAAAUGGUUCCUCAAGUGAUGAAAGUGGUGAGGCUUGCAACCCUAGUGAGCUUAUAUUUGAAUAUAUGGAGCAUGAUCAACCAUUUGGUCGUGAACCUUUGGUUGAUAAGAUUUCAGUUCUUGCAUCUCAAUUUCCAGAGCUGAGGACAUACAGGAGCUGUGAUUUAUCACCUUCUAGUUGGCUUUCUGUAGCCUGGUAUCCGAUAUAUAGGAUACCUACAGGUCCAACAUUGCAGAGCCUAGAUGCAUGCUUCUUGACCUUUCAUUCCCUAUCGAUUCCCACAAAGGGUGCAAGCGCUGAUAGACUUCAGUGUGGUGGUGCACGAUCUAGAGACAAUCAAAAUGCCGAUUUCAAACUAUCAUUGCCAAUCCUUGGGCUUGCUUCGUACAAGUUCAAGGUUUCCUUUUGGAAUCCUAAUGGAGUUUACAAAUGCCCGAAGGCUGAUUCUCUAUUGCAAGCGGCUGACAAUUGGCUCAGGCGAUUGCAAGUUAAUCAUCCUGAUUUCAAUUUCUUUGUGUCGCACAGCAUUCCAAAGAGGUGAGAAGGGAAUUUAUCUAUAAUCAGCUUGCAGUUGUCAUCCCAGUGUAAAAGGGAUAAAACCGACUGAUGACGAAAACUCUAUUCACCGGCCGGUUUUUCAUGUUAUUGGUUGGAUACCAGUUCGCACUCCUGUCUUUAUAUUACACAGACGUGGCCCUUGAUAUCUUAUAUUAUCAUCAAAGCAGAAUUAAGAGUGAUUUUGGCUAAGCCCGAUUCGGAAAGCCAGCUUGUCCCUUCCCAUUUUAAGCAUAAUAUUAGUGUGCAAUUUAUGCAAAUAUGUGUUAUUUAGUGAAAACAACUCACGAGAGUAUUACUUCCACGGCACGGGUACAUAUGCAGCGCAUCUACGUUGAGGUUAUGCAGACCACUGUAUUUACUGCAGCAUUUAUUCUUUUUCUUCUGAAAAUUUGAAACAUGCACAUUUAUGUUAUUGAAAAAUUGAAGGAUUUAGCUAUAAUA
Molecule: messenger RNA, 1784 nt
Organism: Pyrus x bretschneideri (Chinese white pear)
Lineage: Eukaryota; Viridiplantae; Streptophyta; Magnoliopsida; Rosales; Rosaceae
Exons: 6
Coding region: 142-1326 (394 amino acids)
Source: RefSeq, a predicted model, not a curated record